AUGAGACCCCGAAGUACUCUAGGCAUCACUAUCGCGCUCGUCGCCUUGGUCAUCGGUAGACUAAUCGACAGUCCCGUGAUUACCAGAACUUUCGGUGUCGACUCCUCGGACGCUCCUCCCCAGUUCAGCCCUCCAAAGUUCAAUGCUCCGGAAUUUGCUCCUCCUGCUCUCGCUCCCCGUGUCGAUGGCGGCGACUUCAAUCCAGGCAACUGGGCCGAUGACACUAAAUGGCAAAAGUACCUGGACAAGGGACAUCACUUGACGCGUCUCAUGGACGCCACCGACAGAGGCGCCGGGUGGCUCUCGAAAGAUACAAGACAACCGCCUUCCGCAGCGAGCAAAUGGACCGGCGAGCUCAGAGCUGAGAUUCCAUUGUGGUACUGGCACGAAGCGGAUGUUGACACGGGCUGGGAUGGCGAUUUCGAAGCCAAGGGGCUCAAAACGGCGUUUGAAGGCCACGGUCUCAACUCGCAACCGAAGUUUGACGACGAAGGCGAGCGGCUGGGUGGGGACAUUGAAUGCUUCAAGAUUACACACUAUGACGAAGAACGGGAACCGGACCCACGCCCCCAAUUUGGGGGUAUGAUGGCUUGCAAAGACCAGGAUUAUUACGUUGCGGGCAAAAAAUACUUGUCAACUUGCGGUUACUAUGAGUUCACUGUCAACAUUGGCGCAAACGGUGGAGGCAUCAUGGCAACGAACAUCGAGAGUCCGGGCCAUGCUGUUCUUGGUAACAUGGGAUGGGGUCGGCCAGCAAACCCCGGAGAGCUGCCCGAACUUCCCUCACCCAUCGGCGCGACUGCAGCAUACUUUUUGGCGACCCACAAAGCCGAACUCGGUAUCAAACGCAUCUCCAAAGUAACGGUUGUGACCAAUGAGAAGUCUCCCAGUAGGAAUCGGAGGCUCAUGUUCGAUAUGCACAUCUACUUCGCUGUUGAAGACGUCCCACCAGACGAUGUGACGAAGCCUGGCGGAGACGACUCUGCCGUCAAGAGAGAGACAGGACGGAUCGACUCUAAGCUCAUUAGCGUUAGGGACAACGGGACAAAUCUGGUUCGCUUGCAUAGCAUGAUGGCCUAG
Alternaria incomplexa is the source of this 1080-nucleotide messenger RNA. RefSeq lists its product as uncharacterized. Bases 1 to 1080 code for a protein of 359 amino acids. The transcript has 3 exons. The record is from RefSeq and is a predicted model, not a curated record. NCBI's taxonomy places the organism in Eukaryota, Fungi, Ascomycota, Dothideomycetes, Pleosporales, Pleosporaceae.